Molecule: messenger RNA, 2305 nt
Organism: Rubroshorea leprosula
Lineage: Eukaryota; Viridiplantae; Streptophyta; Magnoliopsida; Malvales; Dipterocarpaceae
Source: the annotation of a GenBank genome assembly
UCUCUUUUUAAUUUCCCUCUCAAACAGCGACUUCUCUCUUCUCCCCGGAUCUCUUCGAUUCAUGGACAAUCCUCCAGAGGACCGUCACCGAAUCGCCUCCACAGGGGAGAGACCUGUCAGGCCUGAAAACUCAAUGGAGCAGCUAGUCUCCUCCAAAGAUGAAAGGAUUGUUUCAGUGAAUCCUUCUCCGGAUGCAGCCACCAUAGGGUCCUCGAGGGAUGUCACUGAGCAUUCAAGAUCUUCAAAAGAAGGUGGAGAUCUUAGUGUUUUUGCUUAUGAACAAAACAUGCAAUACGGGGGCUAUGGCAAUGCAACUGGUAGUUGGGAUGGAUAUCCUCAAUUUGUUAAUAAUGAUGGGUUGCACAUAUCUCCUGUGAUGUACGGUGAGAAUCCAUCUGUUUUGUUGUCUCCUGGUUAUGGCUUCACUCCAGACAUGACAUAUGGUCAAUUUUCUCCUGUUGGUACACCUCUACCUUCUGUAAUGGUAGAUGGCCAGUUAUACUCUCCUCAGCAAAUUCCAUUUUCUCCAACUUAUUACCAGCAACCUGCCCCUUCAAAUGUGCCUUCAGCUCUUCCCUUUUCACCAUCGGAGCUCAUGACACCAGAAAGUAGUAAUGAGAACUUGCUUUUUGGGCCAGGACCCAGUUACCUGGUACAACUUGGAUUGGUUGGUGGAGGAAACGUACCUGGGAAUCCUAAUUCUAGUUCUGUAACUGCUGCUGCCCCAUAUCCUCAAGCAAUGGGCAUUCUUGGUUCUUAUGAGCAUAAUGUUGGGCAGAGACCUUUGCAUGGAGUUGGUUCACUAUCCAGUUCCUCUGUUGGACAUUAUCCAUAUGGUGGGUCUUAUCAAAGGCCUAACUUCAGCAGUGCAUCAUUUCCUUAUUUUGGGGCUAAUGACCAGACAAAAUUCACUCUUGACAAGGGCAGGAGACAGGAGAGGGACCAAGGCUCAAUUUACAUUUCUAAUGAUUCUCACAGUAUUGACCGCAAUCGUGGACCAAGGGCUUCGAAGCUUAAGGCUAAGAGCACAAGUGAACAGAGCCUUCUGUCUGUUAAUAGAUAUAACUGUCCAGAUUUUGUUACUGAUUUUGAGAAUGCAAAGUUCUUUGUAAUCAAGUCUUUUAGUGAAGACAAUGUCCAUAAAAGUAUUAAGUACCAUGUUUGGGCCAGCACUCCACAUGGGAACAAGAAACUAGAUGCUGCCUAUCAUGAGGCAAAGGAUAAGAGAGGAAAGUGUCCAGUCUUUCUAUUGUUUUCGGUCAAUGCUAGUGGGCAGUUCUGUGGGGUAGCUGAAAUGGUUGGACCUGUAGAUUUUGGGAAGGAUGCUGAUCACUGGCAACAAGAUAGGUGGAGUGGGCAGUUCCCAGUACUGUGGCAUUUCAUUAAAGAUGUUCCAAACAAUCGAUUCCGACAUAUAUUACUGGAAAAUAAUGACAAUAAACCUGUAACUCACAGCCGAGAUACUCAGGAGGUGAGACUAGAGAAGGGUGUUGAAAUGUUGAAAAUUUUCAAGGACCAUGAUGCACAUACAUCUCUUCUGGAUGAUUUUGGCUUUUAUGAUGAUCGGGAAAGAGUUUUGAAGGACAAGAAGGCUAGACAGCAAGCCAACUCAACCUCCUUUUUGAAGGACAAGAAGGCUAGACAGCAAGCCAACUCAACCACAGAUGUGAUAUCUGAUGAUCCCAUAAAUCAAAUGGCCAAUAAUCUUGCUCAAACCCUUAGGCUCCAUGAGGACAAUGUAGAAAAACCAUCAAGUGAAAUGAGUGGUGGCUCAAGAACAGAAGAUUUGCGUCCACUUGUCAGUGAACCCAUAAACCAAAGUGCUGAAACCGACAGUGAAACCAGAAUUGAGUCUGUUGAGGGGAUGAAUGGCAGCUAGAAGCAGUUGUAGGUGUUGCAGGUGUAUUUUCAUGCUUGGUGUAACCUUACAAACUCUGUGAUUCCAUAGUUCCAUUGUUUGCUGACAACAUUUGAGGUUGAUGUAUCUGCCAUCCUGUGCAGCCAGAUAGUGGUAUGAAAGUCCAGUUUUUCGUUUUUGAUUCCAGUCUUUGGGGGCAGUUGAGGAAAUCUUGGUCUGCUUGUCAGAAGACAUCUUGAUUUUUAACAAUCUCUCUCUUUUGGGUUUAGCAUGGUGGAAGCUAUAACUUGGAUGAAUGCUAUGGGAGUAACUUGUACACUAUGUGGGAUGGUGUCUUAUUGAAUUCUCAUUCUCAUUUACUGGUUUUUUCCAGGGCUUUUGGGGGUAAUUGAAGCAUUUGUAAACUCCCAUUUUUGGGAGGCAGAUCAAUAAAAUGCAAAAACAGAU